AUGGGCGAGGAGCAGAGCACAGUGAGCGGCGGCGGCGGCCCCCAGGAGGCGCGGGCCCCGGCGGGCGGCGCCACGGGCCACCCCGAGCCCCCGAGGCCGCCGGGGGCCGGCGCCGGGGCUCCGGGGCUGAGCGCCGCCUGCGCGGAGCCGAGCGGCGCCGGCCGCGGAAGCGACUCGGGCUGCGCGGACACGAGCUCCCCGGAGCCCCCGAGGACCGCGGGGGGCGCGGGCUGGAGACGGAGCCGAGCCGCGGGGCAGCCCGCGGGGCUGGCGCUCGCCGGACCCCUCAACCCUCAGACUUUGCACGAGCAGCUGGAAGCGGAAGCGGAGGAGCCGGGGGACCGCGGCGAGGGCAGGGAUGAGCGCCCCGAGGCGCCUGCCGGCGGCGCGCCGGGGCCGAGAGCCCGCGUCGGGGCCCCGGACGGACUGGUCCUGGACGUGCCGGGUCAGCGGCGCCUGCCGCCCGCCCAGAGGCAAGUCUUGUGCUCCGUGUACUGCGUGGAGAACGACCUGCCCGAGGGCCCCCCGGCGGAGCAGCUGCCGCCGCCCGCGUCGCCACCGCGGGUUCCGCCGGUGACGAGCCCUCCCGACACCCCCACCUCCUUCCCCAGCCCCCGGCUGUCCCUCCCCUCGGAUCCCCUCGCCCCCGACGGCGGCAGCAUUGAGCUGGAGUUCUACCUGGCCCCCGAGCCGUUCUCCGUGCCCAGCCUGUUGGGAGCUCCACCCUACUCUGGCCUGGGUGGGGUAGGGGAUCCCUAUGCGCCCCUCAUGGUGCUGAUGUGCCGGGUGUGCCUGGAAGACAAGCCCAUCAAGCCCUUGCCCUGCUGCAAGAAGGCCGUGUGCGAGGAGUGCCUCAAAGUCUACCUGAGCUCCCAGGUACAACUUGGCCAAGUAGAAAUCAAAUGCCCUAUCACAGAAUGUUUUGAAUUCCUGGAAGAAACAACGGUUAUCUAUAACUUAACACAUGAAGACUCCAUAAAAUAUAAGUACUUCUUGGAACUUGGCCGUAUUGAUUCCAGCACCAAACCAUGUCCUCAGUGCAAGCACUUUACAACCUUCAAGAAAAAAGGACAUAUUCCUACCCCUUCCAGAUCAGAAAGCAAAUACAAAAUCCAGUGCCCCACUUGCCAAUUCGUCUGGUGUUUUAAGUGCCACUCCCCUUGGCAUGAAGGUGUCAACUGCAAAGAGUACAAGAAAGGAGACAAAUUAUUGCGUCACUGGGCCAGUGAAAUUGAACAUGGGCAGAGGAAUGCCCAGAAGUGUCCAAAGUGCAAGAUCCACAUCCAGAGAACUGAAGGAUGUGACCAUAUGACCUGCUCACAAUGUAACACUAAUUUUUGUUAUCGAUGUGGGGAGAGAUACCGCCAGCUCCGAUUCUUUGGAGACCACACAUCAAACCUCAGUAUAUUUGGAUGCAAAUAUCGCUACCUCCCAGAGAGACCUCAUCUAAGGAGAUUAGUGCGAGGGUCUGUCUGUGCUGGAAAAUUAUUCGUUGCACCUCUAAUCCUGGUCUUGGGAUUAGCACUAGGGGCCAUAGCAGUUGUAAUCGGUUUAUUUGUAUUUCCUAUCUAUUGCCUUUGUAAAAAACAGAGAAAACGAUCACGGACAGGCAUGCACUGGUGAAAUGCAAAUAAUUUCAUCCAACUAAGCUUUUCCAGGUAGGAGCUAUACAGAAUGGUACACCCAUCUGAGAGUCAUGUCUUGAAAAACACUGAGAGGAACCUUCUGCCAUCUCGUCUCCCUGUGGCUCUCUGCCAGCCACAAUGCCUAGAGCUUCGGUGCACUCCCAAUAUGGUGUCCUGUCCUUUCCUUAAACAGAUUGCUGCUUUUCAAAAUGGUCACUUUCACAGACUAUAUACAGCGGUAUCAUAACUCUGACCUUCUUAAUGGUUCUUGGAAGAAAAUAUUUUAAUUAAGAACCAGUUAUCCUCAGAUUUGUCUGAGCAUGCCUCUCCUGAGCAUUGCUUGGAUGUCUUCAUACCUACACCUCCCUCUAAGCCAUCUUCUGAGACGGUGUGAAUAGCUCAAGUGCCAUCUGUACCAACAAGCAAAGCCACUUUUCAGAAGAUAAAGACUCACCAUGUGCACCUGUUUUCAUCUGUAGCCUAAGAAGUAUAACCCCCUACAUCCUUCAGAUGUUAUAAUUGUUACAAAUGCCCAAAAGGAUCUAAUGAAACUAAAUUAAUGGGAAGAAUCAUGAGUUUUUGAAGUGUAUAUGUGUAAGGGUGUGAAUGUGUGUAUAUAAAUAUCUGUAUUGAAAUCAGCCCAAUAACCUUGUACUUGUCAAGUUCUGUGCCUCUAUAUUAUCUUUCCACAUUUUCAUGGACAUAUUUAAAGAUGAUGGUUCCUUUGUGGGCAUAAUUUGGUAAUGUACUGAAUUAAAAUCAAUGUAGACAACAGGCAAUUUUGAUGUUUACCCUUUCUAUUUCUUUCUCUCUCUUCUAUUUGUCUCUGUCACACACACACAGAAACUUGUGCAUUGUCACCUCAAGGAUGAUCAAACUUUGUAACUGACAAAACUGAGAGGAUGCUUUCAGGAAAUUCUCAAGACCUAAAUGUUCUUUCCCCCCCCCCAAAUUUCCUGUAUUUUAGCAUAUAUGUUUUACUAUUUGAAUAAAUCCUUCAGACUGGAUUAGUUAAUUUAAAUAACAAUUUGCCAUAGAGAGUAUGCUUGAAUUAAGACUUUAAAUAAUCUUUACUCUGCAUUUUUUUUCACCAUUUUAGAACUACAGGUAAUUAUACUCUAGGUCAAGAUAUGAUAUUAUUUAAUACCCAGCCCUCUUAUUUCUCUUUUUUUCUUUCUUCCUCAUUUUUAUUUUUCAUAAAAACAAAUAUCAGUUUUGAAGGAUUUUUCUUAUGUUUCUAUUCAAAUCAAAUAAUGUUGAUAUCUUCCAAUGGGUGGGCUAAUUUGAAAACAAAGCUUUUGUUUUCAUGGGUUUAUCUAAAGCAUAAACUGCUUUUGAAAAAGGAAACAAAAGAAAAAUGAAGGAAAUUUUACCAAGGAUAGUUUUACCAAACUGGCAAAUCUUUAAAAAUAAGAAAGGGGCAUGAUAACUAAAUUAUGUUAUUCCUCUGUUUCAUCAUGACGGUUCAUCAGCAGAAAGCAAGUGACGACACCCCUAAGAAAAUGUAGUUUCCAAUUGUCUCCAAAUCCUUAAAACUAGUUUUCUGUCAUAUAUGUAGCAUGUAUGUGUCUGCAGCCUUGUCUGACUUGAAAUAGAUUAUGACAAAACAUGCAUAAACAUGGAUAGUUUGUCUUCGUUGGGCGCUAGAAUAUAAGAACUUUUAUCAUUUUUGUUUGAUCUAAAAAGUCCAUGACAGUGAAGUUUGCUUGCAGGAUAACAAACCAACACACUUCCAUUAUUUCCGAAUAACACUCAGAAUCAAUACACUAUAGUUUCUAGGCUGGCCUGUUUCCAAUUGGAGGAGAGUGUGUUGUUUAUAGUUCUGGAAUGAUAUAAGGAAAAGUGAUGCUCUAGUUCACAACUUCAUCUUUCCAUUUAUCCAUCUUUCAUUUGACAAAUAUUUAUUGAGUGCCUGCUCUAUAUACUCUAGUACUAAAACUAAAAGAAUAAGAUUUUCUAACUUAAGUCCAUGUAUUUCUGCCAUGAAAGUUCUUAAUAUUUGUAAAAUUGUCUUUCUCUGACUUAGGUAUUAGUUCAACAAUAUUUGAAUAUGAUGAAUAUUAAAUCUAGUAGAUAUGUUUGUAUAUGAUACAUGUAUGUAUAUACAUAUCUAUACAAAAAUAUUUCAGUAGCUGCAUAUGCAUUCAUAUGCCACAUAUAAAUAAACGAAGUAGCUAAAUAAAUAUACUCUCUGGUCUUAGAGAACCUAUUUUCUUAGGUUAUUGUAUCUGGUGUCUUUGGCUGACUCAGGGAUUUUUAUUCCUUUCUUUGAAUAACUUAUCUUUUGGAGAUAUUUUUAUAUUAUUUGGAAAUGUUCCAAUUUUCCACUUAGAAAGUAGUGUCUGUUAUCAGUGAAGGCUGUUUUCAUCGGUGCUCGAGAUAGCGUACACAAUGUUGCACAGAAUUUUCAUUUUUCUAUUGCAUAGAUAUUUUUAAAUUAACAUUUGUAUUUUUCUCUCUAUUGGUAUAUGUUAGCCCUUUCCAUACUAAUGACUAAGAGUAAUUAUUUGUGAAUUUUUUGUGUCAAGAUCUUAAAAACCAGGAGACAAUGAAAAGGGUCAUUUACAUGUUAGUGCCAACAAUGAAGGUAAAACAGUAGUAUUCCAACUUUUGGAAUAAAUCUAAACAACUGCUUUAGAAGGAUAAGCAUGAACAUAAAAUACUUAUCUUUCUAUCCAAAGCCUGUCAUUUUUAUAUGUUUUUUCCAUAAAUUUAAUAUAUACUUUAACAAAAAAAUCAAACCAUAUAAAAUUAUAAAAUGCAAAUUCCUUUGCUUACCCUACCCCUUAUUUUCUAGGGGUAACCACUGUUAAUGGUUUCAUGUCUUUGCAGACACUUUGUACAAGUAUACAGAUACGUGUGUGUGUCUGUGUCUAUCUGUAUUAGUUUUAUACAAAUACAAUAAUAAUAUUCUGACUGUCCUGUAACUAUAUUUUUUAUUUGUAGACACCUUCCCACAGGAAUUUAAAUAAAUUUACCUCAUUCUUUUGUAGAUAGUUAUAGAUUCCAUUGUGGGGCUAUAAUUCAGUUAGCCCCGUAUUGAAUGACUAUUGAGAUUAUUUUCACUUUCCUAUUACAAAACAUCGCUGAAGAUCCUUCGCAUAUAUUUUGUCACUUUAUGUGAACAUUUCCAUAACUUUUUAUAUUUGGCUUUUAUAAGAUAUUUGUAAUAAAACAUUGAUGCAUUUUCAGUGAAUGAGUUUCAUAGAAAUCAUGUACUUGAGACCCUUUUUUGGAGUCAAAAAGAUUAUAUAAAAAUAGCAUAGUUUUUAAAGAAAAACAUCUUUUGCAACAUAGCUCCUCCUCUCCCUGCUUAAUUAAAUACCUUGCCAAAAAUUAUGAAAGAAAAUUCGUCAUAUUCCUUUAAAAGUAGAAUACUGAGAUGUCUAUAAGUUAUGUGAGAAGGAUGCAUUGAUAUUUGGACUGCCUUGUUUUAAAACUUGAAGAUUUAAAAAAAAUAGCCAAAUUGAUGUUGGUCACAUUUUUAAAAAACACUAUCCAUGUUCAUGCAUGUCGUUCCACAAAAGAACUUAAUUAUGCUGUUGUGAAAAGUAGGAAGCACUGUGUUGGCAACUAUGAAUGACCACAGUUAUCCAUAGAAAACGUAACUAGACUGUUUGUAAGAUCUGAUUGUUUGCAGGAAUGCUUGUACAUUGGGUUAACAUGAAACAGUCAUUUUACAAUGAAUCCUAGCAGUGCCGUAGGAUAUUCUGUAUGUAGAGUUUAAAAAAAAAAAAAAAAAGGUCAUCAAGCCUUCUGUUACAAGCAACAUCCUGUUGCCACCACUUUGAUUUUCUGAUAGGUGUGUUAUUCUAUCCGAAAGAUAGAACAGGAAAACAAUCAAAGAUAAUUAAACACCAGUCAGGUUACAACCUGAUACUUUUAAUUGUAUUUUCUCUGCUUGGAAUCAGGAUUCAUGGGUGCCUAUCAGGACUUUCCCUGUCCUGUGCCACUCACUGUCUCCUGAAUCCCAGAUGAGCCUUCAUCUUCUAAUCCUUCCACCCAAACAGAUUGCAUGGCCCACGGCUCCCAUAAAAUGUGUAUAAACCAACCAUAAUCUCUUCUGCUCCCUGGCAGCCCUCACCACCUCAUUUUAAUCCAUUCCUCUGAUGCUCUAACUUCUCAGCAGAGGGUGAGAGACAGAAGGGGGUGAAAAACUCACCAUGGCACGAACAAAGCAUCAUCAUUCCCUUCUGACCUUUGACAAAUUAGAGUAAACUUGCCAAAAAAAUUCUUCCAACUUCUCAUGAAAUAAAUGCGAUUAAUUGUUUUCAAAUUCUGACUUUUUAGGUCACCUGUUAAAAUUUAUAAUGAUAAAAAAGUUAGUGUUCUGAAUAACAUGAACUCAUACACUUCCUUACGUAACAAAAAUUAAAAAUUCAUGCCAAAAUCCAUUUUAGAUUUUAAUUUAUAAGCAAAUUGUACAUAUGCCUUCAUGUGAGACUUCACAUUGGGUUUUAUGUAUAUCUUUUCAUAAAUGUAGCUGAUACCUAUCCCAACUAUGAGAGUAAUUUUUCCUGUGGUCAACUUUAUUGUUUUGUGUAAAUAUAGCCUUAAAACUCAAUAAUGCACUUUAUAAUACUUGUGCCAUAAAGUAAUUUGACAGUUAAAGCAACUGAUACCUAUAUAUAUAUGUACAUGUCAUAUACAUGAUAGGAGGAAAACAGUGUUAGCAAACAUGUCACCUCUUUAAAUUUGGGAGGAGGAAUUCAAUGCUGAAAAUUUAAAAUAAGUAAAACACACCUGAAAAAUGCAAGUUUUUGAAAUUAUAAUAAUCUUACAAAUUAGUAUCUGGAACUCAAACAUAGCAAGCAAUCAAUAAAAUUUAGCUAAUAGCCUUGUUUAGAAUAUUUGUUUAUGAAAUUAAGUUCAUUUCUACUGCAAGUUGGAACUGCAUUUUCAUAACUGAUUGUAACUAUAAAAUAAAAACCACUGACUAGAAAUAGAGUAUAUCAAAACUAUCGCCAAUAGCCAUUUGAACAUACUUUGUUUUUAAAAUUAUUUUAAUUAUGACACUUCUCUUCUGGAAAGUAAAUUCCAAAAUCCCAAUUUUAUUGUGUAUGUCUAUAAUUAUUACUCUUAUAAAAUGGAAAUAAUUUUAUAGUCACAUUAAUAGAUAUAUUCUGAGUAAAGAGUUCCAAAAUUUGGGAAGUAAUUAAGAUUAUGAAAUGUUACAUUUUGGAUGAAACUCAUGAUGCCAAUCUUUAAAACAUUCUGAUUUAAGGCUAAAACUAAUAUUCAUUUCAUAACCAACUAUUGUGUGGGUGUUCUAUUGUGCAUCACUCUUGCAAGGCUGAAGCUUUAGUGGCUUUAUCCAAAUCCAAAGAGUAAAGAGGCAGGUCUAUUUGGAGCAUUAGCUGAAACUUUCUAUGCCACAGACCGUGUAGAUCUCCAUAGAUAGUGCUAAUUUUAGAAGCAUGUAGCUAUGCAUAUUACAAAGUACAUUCUUUUUUGGCUAAAGAAGUGACUGUUUUGGGAACAACAAUGUGAAUUUAAAUGGCAAUAAGUCUUUUUUAAAAAAAAAUUCAUAAAGAAUUGUCACUGCCCUUUUUUUGUCAUUUCCACUUAGCUUGUAAACAACUGCAUUAGUAUAGUUAUCUCUGCAUCACUUAGAUUAUGCAAACUUAUUAGCAUAGAAAAUAGCAUUUUUUUGGUUUUUGGGUCUUACACAUUUUUGUGACUCUGUUCCAUCAUAAAAAGAGUCCGUGUUUGUGAAAUGAUGCUUCAAAUCUUGUUCCUGUUUUCUUUUAGAUUACCUGACUAUCUUGUUUUUUCCUCUGCAGUUCCUUUCCCAUCUUGGUCAAGUUUGGGAGAAAUUGUAUCUCACCAUUAACUUCUUUAACUCUAAUGAAAUUCAAACACUGAAAGGAUUCCAUUAAUUGGCUUUGAUAGCGAACAUAAUUAUCUUGAUUUAUUUUAUCUGUAAAUUAAGACAUAUCAGGAGUUCCUGGAACACUGUUUUCCCCUUCUUGAUAGGAGUUAGAGACCACUGCCCAGCCCUAUGACAGGAAGUCAAAAGAAUGAGAAGAUAUCACUGGAUCAGAAAACCUAAUAAUGCUCUAAGACUAAGCUUCAAAAAUGCUUCAUGCAUAUUGUAAGGUCAAUGUAGUAUUUGCAUGUUAGUUGACAAAAAAGCAUGUGUGGGUUAUUCACAAUACAUCCAAAGUAGCUAAGUAUAUGGUAUAUGAUCUUUGUUUCAGCAAAAAGUCCUACAGCUUGAUCUUGCAGCUACAUUUCUAUAAUGUAGCAUUUAUAUAUACAACUCAACCAUAAAUUCAUGCUCUGUGAACAUUUUUAGACUUUGAUUAUCUAAAGUAGAUCACAUCAAAUGUAACUGAUAUAGCCCUAUUCUAGAGAAAUCAUUUGUCAUUUGCAAAUGUUCAACUUUUUCACUAAAAUGAUUUAGAUAUAAGCCACAUUCAAGAUAAACUUAAUAUAGGUUUAGUACAUGACUUGGAAAAGUUCAACAAAGGUAAACUUUUUUUUUUCGAAGUGAAGAACAACAAAGGUAAACUUUUAACACCCAAAUUAACGAACCCCAGAAAUUGCUGAAGAAUUGUUAAAGAACCCCAGAAAUUGCUGAAAUAAUACUAUUUCAGUUUCUUCAUUGUAACUGGAAAGUCAUUGGUUCCUUGCAAAGUUGUUAGGUGUUCUCCAUGUCCCAGCAAGUCAAAUUACUAUUUGAGUAAUAAUCCAGUCAAAUUCUUGAAAACGACAUAGACUAUUAAUGUAUUAAUUGCUCUAUGUCCAAAUAUACUUUUAUUGCUUCUUUCAAGUAAAUACUACUUAAAUAAUUGAUAUAAAUAUUUGAAAUUUUUCAGUUUACAGAAAAUUAGCAUAUUUUAUGUUCCUUUAUAAAGAACUCUAUAUGAAGUAUCAACCUACUUCAAACCCUUUUCUAAAACUUUCCUAUGGCAAUAGCUUUAUUUUCUCAUUUGAUCACUUUCAUCAUAAUUCAAACUUUGUAGAUAGCAAUGUAAACAAUAGAGCAACUUUACAUUUCAUAUGAAACCUAGAACAUCAAGUAUACACACGUGUACAUAUAAAACCAUGUAACCAUUUUCUUUAAGGGUGAUCUGUUACAGAGUUUUAAUGUGAAAAUCGACAUUCUUACUGCUUAUGAAAGCAAUUAAAUUACGUUCUGAGAGAUCACAGUUUUAUGUUGAUGGAACACAAAAACAGUGGCAUUAAAAAGUUAACACAUUAUUUAUUAAGCCAUAAAAGUUUUAUUUCUAUUUUGUACAAAAUUGAUUAUAACUUUCAUGAAACAAAUAUAUUGAUACCUAUAUGUAUCCGUUGCAAAACGAUGGAAAAUAAGAUAAUUCAUAACUUUUUUCCACAAAGAAUGUGAACUCCCUAAAAGAAAAACAUUUGGGUGUUUAAUCUGUGUGACUCUAUAUUCCGAAGUUGCCAUUUGAAGGAAUAAUUGUCAUCUCCUAUUUGCAUUACCAGAAUAUAUCCCAUUGAAUUAUGUCCUCAUGCUCAAUAGCAAAUGAAUAAAUUUCUUCAUUUCAAGAUAAAUGACUUUUCACUAAUAUUUCAUACCACAUCUUGUCCAUUGUUUCAUUAUAUUGCCUACUUUACAUUUCCUAUAAAAUGUGUAGUCAUUUUCCAAAUAAUUAUAAUAUUUUUCAUGUUUAAAUGAGUCUCAUGGGAAGAUAUUUUCUUUCCUUUUUCAAUGAUAUUGAAAAAUAUUUAUGUAAUUUUAUUUUUUAAAUGUUUCUAACUUUUCACUAGUCAUACUGUUAGUUGAUAUCCAUAAGACUAUGUGAAGAAAACAAUUUUGAAUAUAUUUUAAAAAGAAAUAGGUAGCUAGAAAAUAAAAUAGACACUAUUGUAAAGUCCCUGAGAAAAUUAGAAAGUAAAAAAAUUCCAUUGAGAUGAAAAUGUUGGAAAAUAAGGUGUAUUUAAGAUCUUACUCUCUUUUUGUUAGAAUAAUUAACUUACUUCCAAGUGACUAUCUCAUAUUCUUGGUCCCAUGUUUUGUGCUUUUAGUGUAGCGUUUAGCUUUCUUCACCAUUUUAGUGUUUAUACAUUAAUUACUGAAAAGAAAGGGAGAAAUUGGUGAAUAAAAGUCAGGGAAAUUGGGUUAUUCCUAUUUUCCAAUAGCACUAAUGUAUAGUCCCUUCAACCUUCCAUAUGGUGCUUUGUGUGAUGAGAGUAUAUAACAUUUAUAUAUGUUAUUAGUGCCUUAUUUUUUUCACUUGACUUUAUUUCUUAUCUAAAGAGCCAUAUAUUUUUUGUGAAUGUUCCUUGGUCCCUCUAUUUAAAGUAUUGAUGAAAUAGCAUCAUUAGGGAUGUAUAUAGGCUGCAUUUGCUACUUAAUCCACUGUAUUAUCGCUAUAGCAGGUUGGCCAAUAUAUUUUUUAAUUUUAUGUUCAUUUUUAAGCUGAAGUAGAAAAGGUAUUAAACACCAGAAAUUGAAGCCAUUAUAAUUGAAAUGUAUUUUGAAAUCACACACAAAAAAAAUGCUGAUCAUUAAAGUUGGAAUGGCUAUUAUAAUCGAUAGCUCCAAUUAGGAAAAAAUGCUUUUAAAACAAACAUCUUUAAAAUUGAAAGCAAUUUUAUGGCAUUUAGGAAUUUGACCAAUUUCCUACAAUUUAUCUUUGGCAAUAUUUUAUCUGUAAUCUGCUUCCACACAGAUGCUGAAGAACCAUGUGCUGGCUACUUGUAUGUAGUUCUUCACUCACAGUAGAUUACACUGACAUCAAGCCAUUUUGUACUAUAUCUUAUUUUGCUCUUCUUGUUCGGCACCUUUUAUUUUCAGCUUUAUAUACAAAGUUCGGUUUGUUGUAUCCUUUUAUGUAUCAUAGUAUAUAAUUCAACUUUUCUUGAUGAAUGUUGAUGAAUAGUUAAAAUAAAUCAUGUGCUUAGAAAAGACGACAUAGGUUGUUUAUGCAAAUAUGUGUAAAUAUUUGACAAAUUAAAAAAAGGAGUAGAAGAAUCUUCCUGCCAACAGAUAUGUCCUGCUGGACAGGACUUGGAAAUUAACAGAUUUUUUUUUUAAGCAGCGAAAUUUAAAAAUCUAUUACCUCAAGACUUUUCAGUGGGUAUGUGCCCAUUACUCCUCCUUCCUAUUAUACAGUUUGAUUUGCUGCUGGCGGUAAAAACAACCCAAGUGUCAGAUCACACAAAUUUUAGAGGCAAGUCUUACAAAAGAUGGAUACCAUGUGAUAUUUCGGAGUCUAAUUUUGGACUUUCAGUAAUGUCCCUAUAACCUUUUGUUGUGGAGGGGCUUUCUUUUAUAUUGUUUUGGUUGUUUUAGAGUGGCAGGGCAGUCUUAAUUAUGAGAUGCAAUCUGAUGGAAGGAUAAAGCAUUUCCUCUACUUGGAUGGAAAGUGUAAUGGUAAGCACCUAUUUUGACUGUGGCUGUGUGAGCUGUUGUAUGGAUUACUGUGGAGUGCUGUUUACUCGCAGGAUGUGUGCAAUAAUACAUCAUGCAACAUCUGCUAGCAAUGCCUAAUAAAUGUUUAUAAAAGAGAAGGCUCUUGUCUUUUUUUCCAGUUGAUGGGGAAAAGGAGUCAACUGUAUGCCAAAACACAGAAUGGCACUUUUAGUGGUGACCUUAAUGUGGUAAAUACAGGUGUUGAUAUGUUAGGAUGCACACAUGAAACUUAUACAUUGUUAUCCAAUGUUACUUCAA
Molecule: messenger RNA, 11268 nt
Organism: Talpa occidentalis (Iberian mole)
Lineage: Eukaryota; Metazoa; Chordata; Mammalia; Eulipotyphla; Talpidae
Gene: RNF217
Product: ring finger protein 217
Exons: 6
Coding region: 1-1623 (540 amino acids)
Biological process (GO): ubiquitin-dependent protein catabolic process; protein polyubiquitination; positive regulation of proteasomal ubiquitin-dependent protein catabolic process
Cellular component (GO): ubiquitin ligase complex; cytoplasm
Molecular function (GO): ubiquitin conjugating enzyme binding; zinc ion binding; ubiquitin protein ligase activity
Source: RefSeq, a predicted model, not a curated record